AUGUCUUUGAUCCCUUUGAAUGAAAAUAUAUCCAUUCCUCAGAGCUCUUCAUCCAUCUCUGAGACGCCACCAGUUCAUAAAAAUGUUCCUGAAGUGGCUUCAGAUAAUUUUGAUGAUAGUCCUUCCUCAAAGGAGGAACCAAUUGUUCGACCUUCAACUGCCAGUACCAGCGUAGAGAUUGACGAUACCCAAGGAGAAGAGAAACACUUGACUCAUUCAUCAAGGGGAGCGGAUUACACUCCAGCAUCAUGUGAGAGUCCCUUUUACAGUUCCACGGAAAUUUAUGGACAUCCUAGACACGGAUCUGCAUCCAACCAACUUCAGGAACUCAGUGUAACUAGAUGCGGUAGUCUCCCAAUCGCACACUCGUUUUAG
Messenger RNA from Nezara viridula (southern green stink bug), 375 nucleotides. Lineage: Eukaryota; Metazoa; Arthropoda; Insecta; Hemiptera; Pentatomidae. The record is from the annotation of a GenBank genome assembly.